AAUGGAGAUUGAAAAAUCAUUUGCAAAAUAUGCUCAUUAUACAGUCAAAUAAACUCUUGGCAAAGGAGCUUAAGGAAAGUAAUUAAUCAUUUUAUUUCUUAGAGUUAAAUUAGGUUUAGAUGGAGAUAAAGAAGUAGCAUUGAAAUUUGUUUAAUUUUCAAAAGAAAUUGAAAAAGAAAUGUAAAUUCAUAGAGGAUUAAAUCAUAAAAAUUUGAUUAAACUAUUAAAUUUUCAUGUGAAUGAAGAAUACACUAAAAGAAGUGGAAAGAAAGAAAUAAAAUCUUGUUUAGUUUAUGAUUAUAUGAAAGAUGGAGAAUUGUAUGAAUACUUAUCAUAAACUGGACCAUUCAAAGAAGAAACUGCUCGUACAUUCUUUCAUUAACUUAUUGAUGUUUUAUCAUAUUUACAUGGUUAAGGUCUUGCUCAUAGAGAUUUAAAGCCAGAAAAUAUUUUAUUUAAAGAUGGACAACUUAAAGUAUCUGAUUUAGGAUUUGCUACAUUUGUUGGAGGAAAUUAAGGAGAUGGAGUAUUGGCAUCUUUUAAAGGCACUAUUAGUUAUAUGGCUCCAGAAAUAUUAGUUAGAUAAAAAUAUGUUGGAUAAAGUGUUGAUAUAUUUGCUGCUGGUAUUAUUUUAUAUCUAAUGAUGACUGCUCAAUUACCAUUUAAAUAAGCAAAUGCUAAAGAUUAAUUGUAUAAUCUUAUUUGUACAAAUCGAUUUGAUUAAUUUUGGGCUUAUAAAGAGAAAUCUGGUAUUCCAAGAUUCUCUAAUGAACUUAAGACUCUCAUUAAUUCUAUGCUUGCUUUUGAUCCAUUAUAAAGACCAACUCUUUCUGAAAUUAUUAGUACUUCUUGGUAUUAAGGAGCCACCAUUAGCAAUGAAAUAGUUGUUAAACUGCUUAAUGCACGUAAAUUAAAAAUUCAAGCAUAAUAAGAUAAAGAAAACUUGUAGAAAUUGCUUGACAAAUAAAAAAGAUAAGCAGCUAACUAAAAUUAAUAAUGUAUGUGUCUAAUUUUUAAUUUAGUAACUGUUGGAAUUGGAAAUUUCAAAAGAGGAGAGGAAGACAUUACUAUUGAUUUAACAAUAAAAAGAGAGUUAAAACGAUUUAAAUAGACAGAUGUAAUUUUACCAUUUGAACCUAAUCAAAUAUUUGUGAAACUCAUUGAAAAUAUGGAUAAAUUUGCUAAUAAGAUUAAUUAUGUAGAUGAUAAAAAAUAUAGAGUAUUAUUAAUAUUGAUAUAUUAGCUUCAUUACUGGUUUUUAUAAAAUAAUGAAGAAUUUGAAAUGGCCAUAUAAUUAGUUCAUGGACCAGUUGAAUUUACUGUAGGACUUGAUUUUGAAUUAAUUAAAGGAAAUGGAUUGGAAUUUUAUCAAAAAAAAUAAUAAGUAGAAGAUAUGCUAUUAUAAAUAGAAUGA
Messenger RNA from Paramecium pentaurelia, 1414 nucleotides. NCBI's taxonomy places the organism in Eukaryota, Ciliophora, Oligohymenophorea, Peniculida, Parameciidae. The record is from the annotation of a GenBank genome assembly.